AUGAUAGGCAUCACAUUGAAGGGCGGCCGGGGCAAGUUCUUCUACGACCGUCCCGGACAGAGGUAUAGGCUCAACUACACUGCCUCCUCGAAGUUGUUUCAUCCAGACGGCAAGCUUGAGCAGGACAUGCUCGCCAAGAACACCACGAUGCCGAUGAACUACACCUGGGGUGGCUACGGCGAGAACGGCGCCUGCAACCCUUUCCCGAACAAGUAUUCGGACUUCUUCGGCUGGCUGGCCAUUGCCAGCGCUGGAGCAAAUCAGACAGUCGAGGGAAAGCCAUGCAGACAGUGGACUGCGCUGAUACCAAGCCCUUUCAAGCAUACUGACGUCAACAUGACUGCAUGCGUGGCUGACGAUGGCUCUGUCCUGGAGAUGGUCCAGAUGGUUGGGGGCACCGGCAAGUUCUCUGGAGCAUCCAGGUACCGCUUCAGCAACAUCACUUUUGGUCCCCCUGACGAGGAGGCCUUCAGGCCUAGCUACGCUUGCGCCCAGAACUGGCCUGCCAAGCCUUGCGAAGAUGAGGAGGUCGAGACACUUGACAUCUACCGAAUCUUCGGAAAAGGUGAACCACAAGUGCUGUCCAACCGGGAUACUGGCGAUGUUCUUGGUGAUGUCUCUUUCAUCUGCACUCAGGGCUCCGGCGCAGAGUACGAGUCCAAGUUCAUCACUCACUGGAAGGUCAAUGUUAGCAAGGCUUUCGGCCAGUACGCUCUGUGCAACUUCAAUGGUAUCGCCAACGUCUGCAUAGGACAAGGAUCUCAGCUUAAGCGCGUCGGGCGAAGAGGCUCCCAAAUUCAGUCUGGCAAGAAAGCUAUUGGCCAGUGCGACCCCAACGUAGAUGUGGGCAGCCAGUACAGCUUCCCAAGAGCGGGGCAAUGCCCACCCAACGUCGUGCCGAGCGAAGCUAGUGGCUGCUUCUGGGCCAACCCGAGGCCUGUGCGUACUGUGGCCGCGAAUUGCGUCAUGCAGGAACGCAAGCUUCUGGAGGUCUGCAAGACGGAGUUCGGUCAUGCUCCCUUCACCCAGUCCGCUGCGAUCUUCAAAGAUGCCCUCGCCUCCGCGGACUUGACCAAAGGCGGAUGUCCGGACACGCCGGUUGCAACGAUCGUUGACUGCACCAUGCAGGGGCACACGACUGUGGACAUCAUCAUGGCCGCUCGUACCUUCAGCUCGCAUGAUGCUCUUCAACUGGGCCUACAUCAUUGUCUAUGCCGUCAUAUCCUUUGGCUACAGCGCUCCCUGGGUCGAGUCGGAGAAGCGGCCUCUCUCCUACCACAAGACGGACAUGCUCGUGACGGUUGGCAUUCUCUGCUUCGUCUCCCUGGUCGCAGACCGCCGAAA
Molecule: messenger RNA, 1344 nt
Organism: Symbiodinium sp. CCMP2456
Lineage: Eukaryota; Dinophyceae; Suessiales; Symbiodiniaceae
Source: the annotation of a GenBank genome assembly